Dibothriocephalus latus is the source of this 312-nucleotide messenger RNA. NCBI's taxonomy places the organism in Eukaryota, Metazoa, Platyhelminthes, Cestoda, Diphyllobothriidea, Diphyllobothriidae. The record is from the annotation of a GenBank genome assembly.
GACGAAACCUCCUUCACAACUGAAAUCACUUCCGAUAAGGAACAUGUACCCGAUAGGGCUACCUGGGGUGGCGAGUACGAAUUCGUACUCACUUGUGUGAGUUAUGCAGUCGGUUUGGGCAACGUCUGGCGUUUUCCCUACCUCUGUUUCAAGCACGGUGGAGGUGCCUUCCUCGUUCCCUAUGUCAUCAUGCUGGCGGCCACGGGCCUCCCGGUCUUCUUCAUGGAAUUUGCCUUUGGACAAUUUGCCAGCCUCGGGCCAAUUUCUAUCUGGAGCAUAAGUCCACUUUUUAAAGGUUUGACUGUUAUUUAA